Messenger RNA from Branchiostoma floridae (Florida lancelet), 5344 nucleotides. RefSeq names its product shootin-1-like. NCBI's taxonomy places the organism in Eukaryota, Metazoa, Chordata, Leptocardii, Amphioxiformes, Branchiostomatidae. The record is from RefSeq and is a predicted model, not a curated record.
AGAAGCACAAGGUUUAGGGGCAAUUUUCCGAUUUGCUUACAGUAGUACUUUUUUUGCCCUUUGUUGUCAUGGUAAAUAACAUCCGCCAAUAAUACUUUUGAGAUAUCGUUACCGACGUGAUACUCAUAUCAAAUUGUGGUGACGCAGUAUGUUUCUAUAAAGACCCGUCGGACCUCUUCAAUACUACAAUUGUCGAGACAACGGGGUGUGUCGAUCGGUGCGUCUGCGAUAGGCUAAGCGUUGACGCAAAGCGUUGAUUGUAAGGUUGCAUUUGAGAAUGAAUAUGUGAAAUAGUCGUGCAUACUGUAGUCAUUAAGUUCAAUGCUUGAAAGAAUAUACGUUCUUGAAAAUCCGUGCAUACGAAGCCACCCCUGUUCUCAUUUUAUGGUUUUCUCCAGCUUAAAUUAUGCAGGGAGAAGUUGUUGAACUGGUAUGACGUCACAAUGGCUCGUUCCCCUCAGGACAUCUCCACCUCACAAUAUGGAGAGGAAGUCGUCUGCAUGACACAACAGUAAAGAACUGAACACCAAACGCCGGGAAAGAACUCCACCUUUUGGCGUACAUCCGCGGUUUGGACGCCCGCCGCCCGAUGUUCACACACACGUUCGUGUCCAAUACGGUCAGCAGGGCUUCCAGUAGGGAGUACCUUCAUCCAAAUGACAGCAACAACGUCAACGGGAUCCGUGGCUCAUACGAGAAACUCCCUAGUGAGAGCGGGACCCACUCCGACACGGCGUCCACAGGCUACAGCACGGGCAGUGUCACGUCUCUGACCUCCAUCUCUCCCGUGCCGUCCCCGCACGACACCCUCACCCGACCCCGCAGGCCCAGGCCCAGGAGCGCCAUGGCCGACAAUACCUUCAGCUGGGGAGGCAAAUCCCCCGACGGUUACCAUAACGGACCCAUCCCAAUGGAGCUCAUCACCAAAGCAGUUAAGGAGUUUGAUUCCCUGAGAUGGUGCUACGAACAGAACCAGAGACAGUAUAUGGAGGUUGUGGGAAAAUUGCAGGAAACUCAAUCGGAGCUGAGCAAGUUAAAAAGAGCUUCCCGGUUCUUGGUGGAUGACUACGAGACGAUCCAGACACAGCUGGAGGUGCAGGAGAGCUGCAGGAUAGAGGCGGAGAGAUACGCAGCAAAGAUGGUUCAAGAGAACAAGGUUUUGAAGCGAGUGAGUCAAGGCUUCCUUUUGGAGCACGGAGGGAAGGUGCCCAUUAACGAGAACCGCCACGAGCCCACGGAAAUCAGCGAACUCAACAGCCGGAUAUCUGCUCUGACCGCCAUAGUAGGGAAGCUACGCAGCGAUCUGACGGUGGCCAAUGACCGCGCACACUGCGCAGAAAAGGAAGCCAGAGAGUUUAAAGAAAAGUAUGAGGAAGAACGGGCGGAGCAUAAUGAAGCAAAAGUACGGGUGUCGUCCUUGGAAGAGGUAGUCAAGAAAUUCAAACGGGUGUCCACCAUGGUUGUGGAGGAGUACGAAGAUCUGCAGCAGACACUGGAGGAGGAGAAAGACUUCAGGAUACAUGCAGAGGAAUAUGCCUAUAAGAUUCGUAAGGAGAGGAAUGCGCUGCGACACAAGAGUGCCAUUUUGGAAGGUGGAGUGACCAUGGAUGACCGACUGAUGGCCGCACUGGACAGAUACGUCACCUUGAGGAUGAACUUGCAGAAGCAGAACGUGUUGAAAAGGUCCGUUCAUUAGAGAAGCAACUGGAGAAUUCAGGUGACAUAGGGAUGGUGGAGAGAUUACAGUCUGGCAUCACCAUGGCAACAGGUGACCCAGGAAGGGGAGACAGAGUACAGUCUGGCAUCACCAUGGCAACAGGUGACACAAGGAGGGGAGACAGAGCACAGUCUGGCAUCACCAUGGCAACAGGUGACCCAGGGAGGGGAGACAGAGACAGAGUACAUUCUGGCAUCACCAUGGCAACAGGUGACCCAGGGAGGGGAGACAGAGUACAGUCUGGCAUCACCAUGGCAACAGGUGAUCCAGGGAGGGGGGACAGAGUACAGUCUGGCAUCACUAUGGCAACAGGUGACACAGGGAGGGGAGACAGAGUACAGUCUGGCAUCACCAUGGCAACAGGUGACACAAGGAGGGGAGACAGAGUACAGUCUGGCAUCACCAUGGCAACAGGUGACACAAGGAGCGGAGACAGAGUACAGUCUGGUAUCACCAUGCCAACAGGUGACACAGGGAGGGGAGACAGAGUACAGUCUGGCAUCACCAUGGCAACAGGUGACACAAGGAGGGGAGACAGAGUACAGUCUGGCAUCACCAUGGCAACAGAAGAAUCCAGCCAGAUGCAGAGAAGAGCGACUGAAGCUGAGUCCAAGGUGAAGGAGCUGGAGAAGCAAGUUGAAGAGUUGAGGAAGAAGCUGGCGGCACCUCCUGCAGCACCACCCCCUCCUCCACCACCCCCACCUCCGCCACCACCACCCCCUCCCCCUCCGAACCCCAUGAAGGUUUUUGGCAACAUCCUUGGCAAGAAGCGGCCAGCGGGUCUCCCAAAGAAAGACGACCCCCGUGACAAGGCCAUGGCAGAGAUGAUGGAGCGAAUCAAGAAGGGUGACAUUGCUCUGCGCAAGACUGGCCUCAUUGAGAAGGACAAGACCACAGCCAUCGUUGAUCUGCAGAGCAUGCUGAAAAAGACUGCACCCCGUAGACGGCCAAGCAAACUAUUUACGAUAGAAGAAAAUAUGGACGAGGCCACCAAAGAGUUCAUGAACACUAUGAGCAGAAGACGAGCAUUAACAGACAAACAAUCUGGCGUGAAGCAGAAAAAUGGAGGACAGGGCGAGAACCAGAAGAAAUCAAGGUCAACGGCUUGGGGCAAGUCACGCUUCUGAUGCUAACGCAAUGUAGAUGUGAGGAAGUGACUCGUAAGAAUUCAACACACACGAGGGGAAACCUGCAUGACUUUGUAGACAGUUUUAAACCUAGGUAAUGGUACUCUGGAACUGCUGACUGGUUUGACUAGAAUUGGUUCCGCGGCUUCAACAGAAUUCAGUUCAGUACAGUACUGUGCUGGACAUGUCUGGGUUUCUCCCAAUAAGUCUAGUCUCAAAAUUAAGACUUGUCCUAUAUUUGAGAAAACAUCCGUGUCAGCCACUGCAUAGACAAUCUCAAAGGAAGGCAUUUCCAGUUCUGGCUUGCAAAGAAGCCAUCAACUGGGAGCAGGUAAUGGGCUCAAUCCUUGCAUGAUGCAAUCUCUUAUUUCUACAGUUUGUAUCAGAAUUUUCUUCAGUUCUUCAAUGAUUUGUCGACCUUCUUGAGUUAUCAUUUCCAUCAUCAGAGUCCUUCUUGGCUAAGCCCUUUUUCAGGAGUAGUCAGGAGCAGGGGAAACUUGAAAUGUUGAUUCUUUUCCAGCAGAGUUGCAGGAGGAUUUACUGGUCCUAGCUAGUUUGGAUGCUGUACAUUUAUGAUUGCUCGUACUCUUAUGUAUCAUUUUGAAUGAAAUACUGUGUAUUAUUGAAUUAGUGCAAUAGCUUUUAUGUAGACUAUGUUAGAGGAGGAAAAAGUGUACCUGUUGAUUUAAGGCGCAUGUUUUUCUGGUAGAUGCCCAGCACAUGCAUGUAUGGCAACAUGUGAAAAUACAGAAAAUGGUGUUGUGUAUUCAUGUUUAAUGAUACUUGCUGCUGUCUAAUAUGUUAAAGAUGUGUUCAAUAAUCAAAAGUUCCUAGCAUGUACAUGCCAGCUCACCACGUUUUUAGUGGUUAUAUGAUAAGUCAGCUGUAAAAGAGUGACUGAAGUGUUGUCAGAAGAGCAAAUGUUAGAAAAAAUGUUUCUGUUGGAUACUUUUUUCACUCUGUGACCAUAAACCAAAAGAUGAGUUACUUGAAUAGCAAAGUACAGUGUGAAUGUGAAGUACAGAAUGAAUAUACAAAGUAUUUCAUAUAUCUCAGUCCUUAAAAUUAUGAUCACACUUUUUGAGUAAGUGUUUUGUGUACAAUAUUGUACUGGUAUUAAUAAUUACAUUUGGGGAAAACUCAAUUGUGAAAUAAUACAGAUGAGGACAAAAAGUGCUAGGAAGCCAAUAUCUUUGGCAAAGAGUGGAAAAAUACAUUUUGACAAUCAUUGCCUUUCUGUAAAUAUAUAGAUCAGAUCUGUAAAGUAUAUUAUAAAACUGUUUGUUUAUACAUCAAUAUGCUAAAUAUUCUUUGCUUGUCCAUAAGCAAAAUUUGUUGCUAUUGAACUUCAUUUUUUAGUCUUGUUUGCAUGAAGUAUGGGGAUUCACAUCUGAAUACAAUACAGAAAUACCAGACAUGUCAAACCAGAGCAAAGAAACAUGUCAGUUAAAGAUUAAUGCAUUGUAGUUGUGUGCAUACUGGGUUACCAUUGUCUCACCAAAAACAGCUGCAGAGUGGACCAACAGAUUCAUAAUCAUACACCGUCAAUUGUUAUCUUUCUGAGUUAUCUACAGUACUGUUAUUUCUGUUAUGAGUGUAGUAUCACGUUUGUCUACAAUGAUGGUGUACCGCUGAGCAUGUGGCUGGCACUGACAAGCUUUCUCUGAGCAAACAAAGGUCUGGAGGCAUUUUGCCAAUGGCAUUCCAAGAGCUAAGAGCAUUCUGUCCUGGUCGUUGAGUAGAAUACACUGAAGAACAGUAUGGAUUAAACUAGGCAGAUUUUUUCAAUAGUAAUACCAGAAAUUACAUUAGUCUGAGAGGAAAUAAGCUCUGGCCUUUCACUGAUGGAACAGAACUUUUAAAUUAAUACCUUUAAAAGUCAAAAUCGAAUUGUUGCCUUUCAAUGGUGUAGUUUGCUGAUAUAAACCUGGACAUAUUAGAUGGAGAGACGACGGGAUGUUUUAGUCCUCGGACAUAGUUUUUUUCUUUUAAUGUGUGCCAUACAUUUUUUCUUUUAAUGUGUGCCAUACAUGUACAUGUACAUUGUAGAGGGAAUGAAUUAGCAAUAUUAAGGCUUGUUUUCUUCUGGCAUUUGUGCAUAUGAGGCAUAUAUCCUAUCUACAUCCUUUUUAGGCACGUCUUUGUCCUGGGUUUUCAGCAAAUGAAAUCAAAUUUGUUUAUUUUUGUGCCGCCUUUUUCUCCUUUUUUUAAGGAUGUUAAAAAGUAUGGUCUGGGAUACUUCAGGUACAUUUGCAAGGGAGGUCAAAGUUACAAUUAUUAUAUUUCCUCAGAGACUGUAUAUUCUUGUAUUCUGAACCCCAGAACAAUAUUUUGUUCAUAUACAUUGUAAUACCUAUAGUGCCUAUUGUAUCUAAGACUGAAUAAUGCCCUAUGGUACUUAUGGUAAUAGAAUGUAAUGUUACAUGUACUACAUGUAUGUUGGUGGGCUUUUGUGAGCCCAAAUGGUAUGGAGUGGAAAUAAAGGAGAAUGACUUUGAAA